Molecule: messenger RNA, 213 nt
Organism: Anisakis simplex (herring worm)
Lineage: Eukaryota; Metazoa; Nematoda; Chromadorea; Rhabditida; Anisakidae
Source: the annotation of a GenBank genome assembly
AUGCCUCCCACAAGAGGGUGGCAAGAAGAAAGAAAUGACCAGAACGACGAAUGUACACGAAUCAGCUUGGAUAAUUUACGACGGAUAUCUGGAUGGUCAAAAUGCUCAACAGCUCUGCAAGAGGGUGAAGAUGUGAGGAGCAGAUCGACGGCCCACAAGAAGGCCAACGGUACAAUUAUCAAUGCAAAGAAAGGAGCAGCCAACUCAACAUAA